UCUGCCGCCAGCCUUAGGGUGUGCAAGCCGCGCAGCAAGGGGGCGCUGCAGCCUCUUGGGCUCCUGACGGGGACUGCUGUGAGCGAGGACUGUAUUAUUACCUUCUGUAGGAUCAGGGAGAGGUGGAAGCCAAGCAGAUGCUGGACACGAGCAGAUACCAUGGAGAUCAGGAUCUGAGAAGCCAUAAAUAAAGGUAAGAAGGAGGAACUCCCGACCGCUCAUGGCGACAGCGGCCCCCAGAGGACAAGCCCUGACCCUUGCCCUGUGUCUGCUGCUCAGGAACGUUUGCAGCCAGUUUGUGGUGGACGAUGUGUACGCUGUGGACGGAGUCGCCAAAGGCAGCGUGACGUUACCGUGCUCGCUCACCGCACCCAGCAACUGGAAGGACCACGAGCUGAAGAUUAUCUGGUUCAAAAACUUGACAGAAAAAUUAUGGGAUUGUGUGGUGAAAAGAGAGAAGUCGCCCGAUUGUCGCUCGUCCCCGAACUCUUCCCGGUCUCGGAUCUCAUGGGGGGUCUUUGGAAACGCUGAUUUAGAGAUCUCUGCGCUACAGGAAUCGGACGCUGGGCCGUAUCAGUGCUGGAUCCUCCUGUCAGACGCCUACCGCCGCAGAGACCUGCUCCUCAGGGUCCAUGGUAACCACAAUCCUUCACCAUUGCUAGAUCUGUUUCUGGAAAAGCUGGGUGACCAGAGGGUGGGAUAAAGCAGGAGUCCCUACUGAUGGUCCAGGACCGGACACAAGAGGUCAGUUCUUAGGACUGGUGCUGGAUGCAUCUUCACGGAGGUUCCUCCUGCUGAGCGGCUGGCCUGUGGCUGCAUUCCUCAUUCUGCUGCUUCUGACUCAAAGAUUACGUAUCAGUAGGAGAAUGAGAAAAUGUAAUCUCCCUAACUUAAUAUAACUUGAUGGACGAGGUGUGAUGUUGAGAGGUGGAUCCAGAGAAGGCCCACGGACGAGAUGAAAAGAUUCAGGACGUGGAACAGGGGUCAAGGUCAAAGACGUUUCUUAUCUUAAGGAAACACUGGAGUUCUGUGCAUUGCGCUGAAGGGUGAGGGGUAGCGGAGAGAUGGGUUCUAGAGGCUACUUUCACACUAGCGUUUUUGCUGGAUCCGGCAGGGUUCAGCAAAAACGCUUCCAUUACUGAUAAUACAACCGUCUGCAUCCGUUAUGAACGGAUCCGGUUGUAUUAUCUUUAAC
Bufo bufo (common toad) is the source of this 1195-nucleotide messenger RNA. RefSeq lists its product as uncharacterized. The transcript is spliced from 4 exons. Lineage: Eukaryota; Metazoa; Chordata; Amphibia; Anura; Bufonidae. Bases 221 to 703 code for a protein of 160 amino acids. The record is from RefSeq and is a predicted model, not a curated record.